AUGCAAAUGGGGAUGGAGAUGGAGAUGGAGAUGGGCACAGAUGCAGCUACAGGUAGAGAUGCAGAUGGAGACGGGGCUGGUGAUACAGGUGCGGAUAUGCCCGCCAAUACAGUAACCAAUGGAGGCCGGUCGAUGGAGGCCCGGGGCACAGAGGAGGAGCUGGUUCUGUUCAAGCUCCACCUCCAGCCUCGGGCCGCACAGGCUCCAGCCCUGGUCAUCUCACUGCCCUCCGGGUCGUCGGACUUUGGGACGUCCUACACCAAGCUCACCCUCCAGCCUGGCUUCACCACCGUCAUUGACAGCUUCUACAUUUGCCCGACCAAUAAGAGGAAGAUCAUCCUCGUGAGCUCGUCCAUCGGCGACCGGGACGACAGCCUGUUCCUCAGCACGGACGAGGGCACCACCUUCCAGAAGCAGCUCAUCCCCUUCUCUGUGGAGACGCUGAUCUUCCACCCCAGGGAGGAGGACAAGCUACUGGCUUACAGCAAGGAGGGCAAGCUCUAUGUGUCAUCUGACCUGGGGAAGAAGUGGACGCUUCUGCAGGAGCGAGUGACCAAAGACCACGUGUUCUGGGCCGUGUCUGGGGUGGACGCUGAUACUGACCUGGUCCACAUGGAAGUCCAGGACCUUGGAGGAGGCUUCCGCUACAUCACCUGCCGGAUCCACAACUGCUCCGACCAGACGCUGACGGCUCCGUUCGCAGGCCCCAUCGACCACAGCUCUCUAACCAUGCAGGAUGAUUACAUCUUCUUUAAGGCCACCUCAGCCAACCAGACCAAGUACUACGUCUCUUAUCGUCGCAAUGAAUUUGUCCUGAUGAAGCUGCCGAAGUAUGCGCUGCCCAAGACGUCGACCUACAGCCGGCCCAGCCUGGGCCUGGCCUCUCACGGUCACCUCCUCUGUUCCUGUCCACACCAGAACCAGGGAGCGGGUGGUCCCAUAGCCCAUUUGCAGGUCCGAGGGGUGAAGGGAGUCUUCCUGGCGAACCAGAAAGUCGAUGGGAAGGUGGUGACCCUUAUAACCUACAACAAGGGCCGCGACUGGGAUUACCUGAGGCCGCCCAGCGUGGACAUGAAUGGGAAACCCACCAACUGUAAGCCUCCGGACUGCCACCUCCACCUCCACCUGCGCUGGGCAGACAACCCCUACGUGUCGGGCACUGUGCACACCAAGGAUACCGCCCCAGGCCUCAUCAUGGGCGCAGGUAACCUGGGCUCCCAGCUGGUGGAAUAUAAGGAAGAAAUGUACAUCACGUCAGACUGUGGGCACACCUGGCGGCAGGUCUUCGAGGAGGAGCACCACAUCCUCUACCUGGACCACGGUGGUGUGAUCGUGGCCAUCAAGGACACCUCCAUCCCCUUGAAGAUCCUCAAGUUCAGCGUGGAUGAGGGUCUUACCUGGAACACACACAACUUCACCAGCACCUCCGUGUUUGUGGACGGGCUGCUGAGCGAGCCGGGGGAGGAGACGCUGGUCAUGACCAUCUUCGGCCACAUCAGCUUCCGCUCCGACUGGGAGCUGGUCAAGGUGGACUUCCGGCCGUCGUUCACCAGGCCGUGCAGCGAGCAGGACUACAGCUCCUGGGACCUCACCAACCUGCAGGGCGAGCGCUGCCUCCUGGGCCAGCAGAGGAGCUUCCGGAGGCGCAAGGCCGCGUCCUCGUGCGUCAAGGGGCGGAGCUUCACGUCGGCGCUCGCGGCCCGCGUGUGCGAGUGCCGCCACGCCGACUUUCUCUGUGACUACGGGUUUGAACGGUCCUCCUCCUCCUCUGACGCCGACAAGUGUUUUGCCAACUUCUGGUUUAACCCGCAGUCUCCCCCCGACGACUGUGUCCUGGGCCAGACGUACACCAGCAGCCUCGGGUACCGGAAGGUGGUGUCCAACGUGUGCAAGGGCGGCGUGGACCUGCGGCAGAGCCCGGCACAGCUGCAGUGCCCCCUGACACCGCCCCGGGGCCUGCAGGUCAGCAUCCUGGGCGAGGCGGUGGCCGUGCGGCCCGGUGAGGACGUCCUGUUCGUGGUGCGACAGGAGCAGGGCGAUGUCCUGACCACCAAGUACCAGGUGGACCUCGGGGACGGCUUCAAGGCCAUGUACAUGAACCUCACGUUGACCGGCGCGCCCAUACGGCACCGCUAUGAGAACCCUGGCGUCUACCGUGUGUCUGUCCAGGCGGAGAACAUGGCAGGCCAUGACGAGGCGGUGCUCUUUGUCCAGGUCAACUCCCCCCUGCAGGCCCUGUACCUUGAAGUGGCCCCUGUCAUUGGCAUCGACCAGGAGGCGAACCUCACAGCUGUGCUGCUGCCCUUGAACCCCAACCUCACUGUCUUCUAUUGGUGGAUUGGCCACAGCCUGCAGCCUUUGCUGUCCCUGGAUAACUCUGUGACAACGCGGUUUGUGGACACGGGGGACGUGCGUGUGACAGUGCAGGCCGCCUGCGGGAACUCAGUGCUGCAGGACUCCAAGGUCAUCCGCGUGCUGGAUGAGUUUCAGGUUGUGCCUCUGCAGUUUUCCAAGGAGCUGGAUGCACACAACCCCAACACCCCGGAGUGGAGAGAGGACGUCGGCCUGGUGGUGACCCGGCUGCUCGCCAAGGAGACCAGCGUCCCUGAGGAGCUGCUGGUGACUGUGGUCAAGCCGGGGCUGCCCACCUUGGCCGACCUGCAUGUGCUGCUGCCCCCGUCUCAGCCCACAAGGAAGAGAAGCCUCACGAGUGACAAGAGACUCGCGGCCAUCCAGCAAGUGCUGAGCGCACAGAAGAUCAGCUUCCUCCUGCGGGGCGGGGUCCGGGUCCUGGUGUCCGUGAGGGAUGUGGACUCAGAUUCUCAGAGGCUGGGAGGGAACAGCAGCUACUGGGUGGUGGCCGUCCUCUUCGUCAUCGGACUGUUCGUGGUGGCAGCCUUCAUCCUCUACAAGUUCAAAAGGAAGCGGCCCGGCAGGACCGUGUACGCCCAGAUGUACAACGAGAAGGAGCAGGAAAUGACGAGCCCCGUCGGCCACAGCCAGGGCGUCCAGAGCGCCAUCCAGGGGAACCACUCCGGCGUGGUCCUGAGCAUCAACUCCCGGGAAAUGCACAGCUACCUGGUGAGCUGAUGCCCGUGGAGGCCCCAGCCCAGGACAGUCUCCUCUGUCGCUUCGUCCCCGUGGAGGGCACAGAACCACAGACGUGGCCGGCACUGGUGCUGAGACUGGCAUCCUCUCAGAGACCUACGGAAAAGCCACCUCCAGCUGACCCCACGCGAGGCAACAGAUGCGCCCCCGUCCACUUCCAGCCCACAGGACACAUGGGGGACCAGCUGACCCCUGCCCUCCCCAGACGCCAGGCCCUCGGCACCACCCACGGCCCCCACCCUGACCGGGCACUCCCCUGCCCCUGGGCAGCUGGCCUGGCUGCCCCACACGCCACGGCCCAGCCCAGGGCCUGACCUCUGGCGGCCAGUGCUGGUCCCCCUGGGACAGAGAGCCGAGCGGCCCUCCCAGACGCAGACCCGCCCGGUCACGCUGCCCCGCAGGCUCCUGCGGCCGCACAGGGACACCGAGGGCCUGCUUUCUCCUCCGUAAGCCCCUCUCCAGAGGGGUGUACCCACCCCUGCAUGGCCCUCUCUCUGCAGGGGGUCCACCCCCCAGAGUCCAGAAAGCUGUGACCCAGGCCCCCCACCAGCCCCUCCAUGCCUCCUGCCCCCCCUUUUUAAACUGCGGAUAAUGUAAAUACCUCUCCAGGUAGCUGGUUUUUAUUUUUAACUUCUAUUUUUAUGGCCAGAUGGUGCCAUCUGGGUGGUUUUAUCAGUGCCCCACUCACGGGCACCCCUUUUCCAGAAUGCCCAGAUCUGCCCCCUCUGCCUCUCCGGGAAGCAUCUCUGCUCCCUGGCCCAGAAGGGCAAAGGCUGGCGGUGGCUUUCCCCCUGGCGGGGGCCACGGAAACCUGCACUUCCGCAGCCAGCCAGCAGGAGGCGCCCCGCCCCCCCCCACCCCUCCCGCAGGCCCGCCUGCGCCCAGCAGCUGUGGUGGGACCUGCCUAUGGAUGCGACGUUCGCUGUACUUCCUUAUAGCUUCAGGGAGCCGUGUAGAAACCCAGGAACCAGAGAGGUUUUUGAUUGGAGAGCCAGUAGGACCACCCAGGAGUGAGCCCCUCAUUUUGAAGAUAAACCAAGGCCCAGAGAGGGGGUGACUUUCCCAAGGUCACACAGCGAGAGAGCAGCAGAGGUGCCCCAGGAACCAGCCCUCUGCGCCCCGUGCAGUGCGAUUCCACUCACACACGGACGCCUAGAAUCAGGGACGUUAGCCUCAGGCUACACAUACGAAUAUAGAGGGGGGAGUCUCACCUUUUGCCUUGAAACCAGAAGUCUCCCCCUCCCCCUGCCCACCCCAGGCGGGCCUCCCAGGCGGCCUGGCCUUUCCUGGAGGUGGGGGACACCGGAGGCCAGGCCGGGAACUGCUGGCCUGAACGAAGCCUGCGGGACAUUAACCCGUCUUUCCUGUUGGGGGAGCGGAGGCCCAAGGGUGAGGCCUCGCACACAGAACAGCUCCCCAGCACUUGGGAGUGGGAGGUCCCUCAAGUCCAGGGUCCCCGUGUCACAAAUGGGGACUUGGACCACAGGGAGGAAGGAGUCACUGGGCCAGGCAGUGGAAGUGUCCCUUUCCCCACCACUCCGGCCCACCAGCUAGGGCUCCUGGGUGCCCCCUCCAGAGGUCACCCUGCAAGUUGUCCUCAAGACCCUCCUUGGGGACAAGCUGGGCCCAGGGACCAGUGCGUGGAGCUGGCAAGGAUGGUGUGGGAAAGGCCUGGGUUCCCCGGACCUUUGCCAUGAGCCCCCCUUCCCCACCCAGCCCUCGUGCAGCCUCCAGAGACCCUAGGGGAGCCCUGCUCCGUCUCCCCCACCUGCCUGUCCCGUGAGUGUCAGACACAAUCCAGGCCCAAGCUCAAGUCAGCAUGGAGUCCUCCCCCCAACUCACCAGUGCCUGCGUAGCCACCCUUUCACCUUUGACCACUCGACUUCAUUCUCUGCUGUUUGGGUAGGGUUCCCCCUAGUUAUUUGAGUUUUUCUUCUAUUUGGUGUCAUUAUUUCUAUUAAGAAUAUUUUGGGUGUGUGGACCCAAGAACCUGGGAAUAAGGUGGCAUCUGAUGUACCCCUAUACUUUUCCAUCCCCAUAAUCAUAUAGCUUGACACGUAGGUCCAUGGGUUUAUCUGGUUAUACAUUGGAGAUUCUAUAUAUUUGAUGUACAGGCACAUAUAGGCCCCUGGGAGUGAACGCAACCGGCUCCGGGCAACUGAGGUUACAUGCGACCCGGUGAUGCCAUACUUGGUAUAUGCACAUAACAAAAUGUGACAAAUUCUAUCUUAUUUUUCCUUUUUAAAAAUCAAUAAAUCAUUUGUGAUGCUUUUAACAAAAAUUAAAUGAAUACGAUCAGU
This is a messenger RNA of Hipposideros armiger (great roundleaf bat), 5408 nucleotides long. RefSeq names its product sortilin related VPS10 domain containing receptor 2 (gene SORCS2). Bases 1 to 3090 code for a protein of 1029 amino acids. Gene Ontology annotation, molecular function: protein binding. NCBI's taxonomy places the organism in Eukaryota, Metazoa, Chordata, Mammalia, Chiroptera, Hipposideridae. The record is from RefSeq and is a predicted model, not a curated record. Gene Ontology annotation, cellular component: membrane. The transcript is spliced from 27 exons.